This is a messenger RNA of Fibroporia radiculosa, 870 nucleotides long. RefSeq lists its product as uncharacterized. Gene Ontology annotation, cellular component: post-mRNA release spliceosomal complex; Prp19 complex; catalytic step 2 spliceosome. NCBI's taxonomy places the organism in Eukaryota, Fungi, Basidiomycota, Agaricomycetes, Polyporales, Fibroporiaceae. The transcript is spliced from 6 exons. The record is from RefSeq and is a predicted model, not a curated record. The coding region runs from base 1 to 870 and encodes 289 amino acids.
AUGGAGAACGUCUCUGAGGCUGCAGAAGAGUUGGUCGGGACCUUGGCUGGUACUGAGGAGGCCGAUGCGCAGACGGGCGAGGGUAGCAAGAUGACAUUGGAAGAGAGGAAGGCAAGGAUGGAGCAGCUCAGGCAAAAGAUGCGUACAUCCGCUCUUGCUAACCGCAAGUCUCUGAUCGAAGAAAGCACGAAGGCGAAAGUCACGGCCCGGGACGCUGCACGGCUAGAACGUCAACGAAAACUUGCUGAGGUCUUGCGUCAGAAGGCAGAUGCUGAGGAUCGUGGCGAGGAUGUCGAGCGGCAGAAAAAUUGGGAGUGGACCAUAGAAGAGAACGACGAGUGGGAGAAGAAGAAGGCACGUAAAGCGCGGCGAGCGGACUUUGAGUUCAACAACGAUGCCGACGCCGCACGAAGGCGGUACAAGAAGGAUCUAGAUCUAAUCAAGCCUGACCUCGAUGCAUACAACAGGCAGAAGGAAUUGGCGCUAGGACUGGCACCGGGAGCUCUGGCCAAAUCCGGCAACAGCUCUUCUCCGCUCAACAGUUUCGACCCUGGUGCGGGCUCAUCGUUGCAAGUCCUUCCCACAAGCGAGCAGCAACGAUUGGCAGCGGAGUAUUUGUAUCGUGAUGCUAACAGCCUGCUGUAUGCGGACAACAAGCCGAGUGAAGAAGCAAUAGAUCGUGUUAUCAGCAAAAUCAACCAAGACAUUGACAAGAAAAGCAAGUUUUCGAGGAAGAGGCACAACGAGGACGAAGGCGAUAUUACGUAUAUCAACGAACGGAAUCGUGUGUUCAACAAAAAGAUCGCACGGUAUUAUGACAAGUACACUGCCGAAAUUCGCGCGAGCUUUGAACGCGGAACAGCAUUAUAG